Messenger RNA from Asterias rubens (European starfish), 3206 nucleotides. RefSeq names its product NF-kappa-B-repressing factor-like. The transcript is spliced from 2 exons. Gene Ontology annotation, molecular function: nucleic acid binding. Bases 829 to 2838 code for a protein of 669 amino acids. Lineage: Eukaryota; Metazoa; Echinodermata; Asteroidea; Forcipulatida; Asteriidae. The record is from RefSeq and is a predicted model, not a curated record.
AUGAUCAACAACUGGGAUCGUUACUCUGGAAACCAACUGGUUUCGUUGGCCAUGGUGUGGUCAAAUAUGGAGUUUGAUGGAAGCUCGUAUCCUCCUGAAUUAAUGGAACGAGUGAAGCUGAUGGCAGAAGGGAUUGAAGUUCUCUAAUCUACCCUAGCCCCCCCCCCCCCCAGUCAUGUAGUCAACAACAACAAAAACACUGAAUAGAAAUAAACACACAAUGUGACCUUUAUUGGGGGAAAAAUUAUAAAAGUUCCACACCUGUGUUGGUUGUUCGUUCCAAUGAAAUGUUUAACUUUUGAACAAAACACUGGAAAAAUUUCUGUAUCUUGGUCAAAAUGACAGGUACGGAAAUAUUAUUUCAAGUGUUGUGACCAACAGUGUAACAUUGAAUUUAAAUGUUAAGUUUCACUUGGUAGAGAUACAUCCUCCCCGCAAGAAAUUCUGAAAAGCUUUCAUUGUCUUUUCUGAGAUAGUUUAUGUGUAGUCUGUCUACAUUAAUUGUGUUUAACUCUUUCAGAGUAUCUCCGUAAUGAACCCUUACAAAAAAUAUUUUGCUAGAUUUACAUUGAUCCUCUUAUUUACUCGUUAUCUGAACAACUUUAGCCAAAACAAAAACAUUGAAUUGAUUUACCAGUAAUCCAGCUCAAAAAGUGAAUUGAAUAUGGACCCAAUAUUGUGCAUUGUGUGUUUAUUCUACAUAACAAUAAACAACCAGCAGACACCAAACAAUAUUGCAAUCAUUUCACGGCCCAAUGAACGCACACUGAAACAAAGAAUCAAACUUACUUGUGGUGUUCUUUUUGUUGAAGAUAUCCACCUGAAUUGAUGGAACGAGUAAAGGAAAUGGCUAAAGGCAUAUCUCUAGAUGAUGACACACCCUUGGACGUUAAAAGCAAACCAAACACCUCUGUGAGUACAUCUCAGCCUUUUGUUAAACCCAAAUCCAAACCAACACCAGAAGUGAUCCCAACGACCAACGCCUCGGAACAAGUUACGCCCAGACUUAAGGAGGAAAAAGAAGAGAGUAUCUUCCAGAAAGCUGGAGCCAGCUCCAUGGAGACGGCCAACAAGGGAUGUGACUUUCCUGGUGGGCAAGUUAAGCGAAAACUUGAAGAGACGGAAAGAGCAGGGAGUAAGUUCCAGAAGACGGAGAAUAAACCAAUUGCAAGGGAGCGGGCAGCUUUCGGAUAUGACAAACGAGGGACAAAACAAUCGAACUUCAAGAAGAGAGAUGACCAACUAGGAAAUACGAUGGUGGCGCACGAUAAAGCUGUCUCUUUACUAGCGGACAACUUGCUGAGACAGAGUAAUCCGAACAAUCACUUGGGCUCUGCACUCCACAGGCUUCACAAUGCUGGGAGCAAAUCAUCCCUGAGACCAGAUGUGGAAUUUAUUGAGAUUCCUCCCGUUGGUGGAAAGUUGCCGAAAGCGGUCAGAAGGAAUCUUGGAAUGAGCAUCAAUGAUAACCCAACUUGGCUCUGUAAUCUGUACAUGGGUGAUGUACUUAUGGCCAGUGUAGAAUCUGCCAACAAACCCAACGCUAAAACGGCUGCAGCCGAGAAGGCUGUGUCCAUCUUGGAGAGUUCCAACUAUGUCGUGAACAAUGAGAAUAAAGUGAGCCAGCUGGGAAGAAACUACAGCAAAGAGGUAGUGCCCUUUGACGACAAUUUGGAGUCGCAGAAUUUUGAAGUUAAAGCACAUAAUAUUAGUGGAACCCCAAAGCCGACCUACACCUUAGAUGGGUUUGUUCUGAGGGAUCAUGCCGUUUCAAUCUCACCAGUUAGCAUGUUGAUAAACUCUGCACAGAGUAACCAUGUUCCCAUUUUGUUCAAAACCAGCGAUAAUAUUGGAAGGCUGGAUGGUGAAAUUGGUUAUGUGUGCCACACCAUCAUCAAUGGCGUUACUGUCGCUUCUGGAGUUCACAUGAACAAAAGAGAAGUGAAACUAAUCUCUGCCGCUAAAGCUCUAGCGAUACUGAAACAAAGCUGUCCAACCCUGAAGAAGAACCUUAACAAUGCCCAGGGAGUGGCAGUCAACACCUUAGAUGGGUUUGUUCUGAUGGAUCAUGCUGUUUCAAUCCCACCAGUUAGCAUGUUGAUAAACUCUGCACAGAGUAACCAUGUUCCCAUUUUGUUUAAAACCAGCGAUACUAUUGGAAGGCUGAAUGGUGAAAUUGGUUAUGUGUGCCACACCGUCAUCAAUGGUGUUACUGUCGCUUCUGGAGUUCACAUGAACAAAAAAGAAGUGAAACAUAUCUCUGCCGCUAAAGCUCUAGCGAUACUGAAACAAAGCUGUCCAACCCUGAAGAAGAACCUUAACAAUGCCCAGGGAGUGGCAGUCAAUCGCGAUGAACUCGAACAUGUCAAAAAUAUCAAACAGCCUGAUGCAAAAAACACGGCAAUUGGUGAAUCCAACGUUGGACACAAGUUGCUGAAAAUGAUGGGCUGGAAAGGUGGGGCAUUAGGGAAGGAUGGAAUUGUAGAGCCCAUCCAAGCUAACGGGAAGAUUGGAAUGCAAGGGCUUGGGUUCAUUCCUGUGCCGAAGGAUAGCGCAACCCAAAAGCUCGACAUGAAAGCAGUUAAAAAGAUCCUGGAGAAUUUUGUGACCUCGGGGCGACGAGAUGAUCUUGUGUUCUCUGCAGACCUCUCGAACGAUGAGAGGAAAGUGAUCCAUGAAGUCUGCCAAAAAUUUCGUCUAAAGAGUAAAUCACAUGGGAAAGGACAAAAACGGUUCCUUGUAGUUUGUCAGAGACGCAAUCUCAAUGAUCUUGUUCAAGAUGUGGCAGAAAGUGGCGGGACUUGUGGACAGUAUGAACUUAUCUCACCUGGACAGUGAUUUUCAGAUAGUUUCAUGUUUUAAAGGCAAAGUAUAGAUGGAUUGCAACAGGCGUCAUCGACCGCCAUAUUUGAUGAAUUGUACACGCAUGCACUUUUCCCUUGUUAAUACAUUUAUAAUGGCAUUCGAAUGACCUGAUCGUAACCCAUCUAUACCUAAGGUGUUUGGACUUGUUUAAUUCAUUUAAUACUGUGUAGAUAAAACUACUCAAAGAACUAUGCAAAGGUUCGUUCUGCUAUCCUCUACACGAAUAGGUCUUGGAGACGAUAGCGGAACGAACCUUGUAGUUUUAGGAGUACAGUAAAAACCAACCUGUAAGUGUUCAAUUUCAAAAGGUGGUUACACUUAUUUCAUUGUAGGAAGAAAAA